Molecule: messenger RNA, 1044 nt
Organism: Microcebus murinus (gray mouse lemur)
Lineage: Eukaryota; Metazoa; Chordata; Mammalia; Primates; Cheirogaleidae
Source: RefSeq, a predicted model, not a curated record
CCCACUCCCCCCAGGCAUUCUCAGCCCCAACUUCCCCUGGUCUUUUCCUCUGGUCAGCUGUGUGUAAAUGGGGAGGGAGGGGCUACUAGAGGCAGGGAAGGGAGGAGCCUUUGGCAUUAUAAAUUCGAAAAAGGCCACUCAAGUCCCAGAGCUGCAUCCCAGAAAAUCUACUCUGUCAGCGGCUGCAGCUGCUACCAUUCUCAGGACCCUCAUGAUGAAAGGCCUUCUGCUGCUCAGCCUAUCUGCUCUGUUCUGCUGGGCCUCAGCUGACAUUCGCUGUCACUCCUGCUACAAGGUCCCUGUGCUGGGCUGUGUGGACCGUCAGUCUUGCCGGCUGGAGCCAGGACACCAAUGCCUGACAACACAUGUAUACCUCGGCAAGAUGUGGGUUUUCUCCAACCUGCGCUGUGGUACAUCAGAGGAGCCCUGUCAGGAGGCUUACAACCAAACCAACGGCAAGCUGGGCCUGACCUAUAACACCACCUGCUGCAACAAGGACAACUGCAAUAGCCCGGCCCCCCGGCCCACUCCAGCCCUGGCCCUCAUCUUCCUCACCUCCUUGGCUGGCCUUGGCCUCUGGCUGCUGCACUGAGACUCACUCCAUGGCUGCCCCCCCCCCCCCGCCUGCCUUAGCCCGAGCAUCUCCCCCUGUGUCUCUGCAACCCGUGGCUUCCCAAAGUCGUCUCUCCCUCUCUGUUUUGCUCUGAAAAGAAUUUCUCCAGUCCCUUCCCAUUUCUUUAAAUUGCCCCAGAGUGGUCUCCCUCUCCAUCCUUCCCACCCCAUUCCCCUACUCUGGUUUUUCUCAGUCCCUUCCCAUUUCCCUCUGGACUUCAGAGCCUCCAUCGGUCCCUAGAAGGAUGCCCCACUUUGUGUCCUACACGCUACUGUGCCCUACUUGAGGAGGGAUUGGGAUCCGGGCCUGAAAUAGGGCUUCUGUCCUGUCCCCAGUGAAGGCUCCCAGGAAGGACCUGAUGAUCCCAGUGCAUGGGCUGAUUCCCCAAACUCUGGCUCCCAUAUGUGCCCAGUCCCCAUACUCACCUCUUU